UACUGGAAAGGAUAGCACUUCUAGAGCUUCCAGUGAAGUUGAGAUGAGGACAGCUUUAUUUAUUUUUUUCAGCACUGUUUUUAAUCAUUAAAACGGGUUUAAUAAGGUGUAGCCGCAUCUAAAUCUUCAGAUCAUUUUAGCUGACUGGACGAUUUACUGCGGGACAGGAUUGAAGAAGAAUGACGGGCACGUUAGCCUGAUCAAAAGUAAUCGGCGGUCAUUAAAUUUGAGCAUCUUGGUUAUGUAACAUGCUGGGAAGCCCGUUGGGUUGGUCGAGCUCUUGACGCUACACCGUGACGACGUGAGGAUCUCACAGACGCGCACGGGGACCUCUUAUCUCCAUCAGGGAUGGAGGUAGAUUCGAUAACCAGGAGACAAGUUCAUGCUUCCCUCAGUGUGUCUGAGGACCCCGUGAUGCGACAGGGAGAGAGACAGUCUUCGUCCUCCUUCGUGCACCACCAGUGAGACCGAGAUGCGGUUUUCCGGCGGUGUCGGUCGCUAACUGAGCCCAUUUUGACACCAGGAGGAAAAAACAUAUUGGCCGUUCUCUGCUGGAGGUAACACUCGGGAAGCAUGGCAGGCGCAAAGCUGACGCCCUCUCCCUCGGAGAUCGACCCAGACGUCAAGACCGAUGUGCAGAAAACACCAGAGCCCACCUGGGUCAAUCCCUCCAACCCUCUCCGGACCAUCGGCUCUUUGGGGAGCGAUGUCGACCAAAGGUAUCAGGAGGAGUACAGUAUGGACUCAACCAAUGCCCAGGUUCAGGUAGAGUUCUAUGUGAACGAAAACACCUUCAAGGAGAGGCUAAAGCUUUUCUUCAUCAAAAACCAAAGGUCAAGCCUGAGGAUCCGCUUGUUCAACUUCUCACUGAAGAUUCUCACCUGUGCCCUCUACAUAUUAAGAGUCAGCUUGGAAGAUCUGAAGGAGAAAAAUGGGAGCCCAUGUGCAGUGAAUCGAAGCAACGGUUGGAAUGAUACAUCAGAGCAACCACAAAUCAAAUGGGAACGCAUUUUCUGGGUGAACAGACGGGAGUCUGUAUGGGCAAUACAGGUGACAGUGGCCUUAAUCAGUUUUUUGGAGACUAUGCUUAUCACAUAUCUCAGCUACAAGGGAAACAUUUGGGAGCAGAUCUUCCAGAUUUCCUUCAUACUGGAAAUGAUUAACACAGUGCCGUUUAUAAUCACAAUUUUCUGGCAUCGAUUAAGAGACAUAUUCGUCCCUGUGUUUCUUAACUGCUGGCUAGCCAAAGGUGCUCUGGAGAAUAUGAUUAAUGAUUUCCAUCGUGCUAUCCAAAGGACCCACUCUGCCAUGUUUAAUCAGGUGUUCAUCCUCAUCUGCACCUUACUGUGUCUGGUUUUCACCGGGGCUUGUGGGAUCCAGCAUCUAGAGAGAGCUGGGAAGAACUUGACCUUAUUUGACUCGUUCUAUUUCUGCAUCGUUACUUUCUCCACCGUGGGCUACGGGGACGUCACGCCACAAAUCUGGCCCUCCCAGCUGCUGGUGGUCAUUCUCAUCUGUGUUGCCCUGGUGGUCCUGCCGCUACAGUUUGAAGAACUAGCAUACCUGUGGAUGGAGAGCCAGAAGUUGGGGGGCAACUAUAGUCGACAUCGGGCGCAGACAGAGAAGCAUGUGGUGCUGUGUGUCAGCUCGCUGAAGAUAGACCUGCUGAUGGAUUUCCUCAACGAGUUCUACGCUCAUCCCAGAUUACAGGACUAUUAUGUGGUGAUUUUGUGCCCGACAGAGAUAGACAUUCAAGUUCGUCGAAUUCUCCAGAUCCCCCUGUGGUCGCAGAGGGUUAUCUACUUGCAAGGAUCUGCUCUCAAAGACCAGGACCUGAUGAGGGCCAAGAUGGACGAUGCUGAGGCCUGCUUCAUCCUGAGCAGCAGGAACGAAGUCGACCGAACUGCAGCUGAUCACCAGACUAUUUUGAGGGCAUGGGCUGCAAAAGACUUUGCUCCAAACUGCCCUCUCUACGUACAGAUUCUCAAACCAGAAAAUAAAUUUCAUGUUAAGUUUGCUGAUCAUGUAGUAUGUGAAGAGGAGUUCAAGUACGCUAUGUUGGCACUCAACUGUGUGUGUCCAGCCACGUCCACUUUAAUUACUCUGUUGGUUCACACCUCCAGAGGACAGGAGGGGCAGUUAUCACCGGAGCAGUGGCAGAGGACAUAUGGACGCUGCUCGGGAAACGAGGUCUACCACAUCCGCUUGUGUGACAGCAAGUUUUUUGGGGAGUACGACGGAAAGAGUUUCACCUAUGCUUCCUUCCACGCCCACAAGAAGUAUGGCGUGUGUUUGAUUGGAGUUAAAAGAGAGGACAACAAAAGCAUCCUCCUGAACCCCGGACCUCGCCACAUCAUGGCUGCCACUGACACCUGCUACUACAUCAACAUCACCAAGGAAGAGAACUCUGCUUUCAUCUUCAAGCAAGAGGAGAAGCACAAGGGCCUGCCUGUCUCCGGGCUCUAUGACGCCCCCUCAAGGCUACCCGUGCACAGCAUCAUCGCCAGCAUGGUUGAUCAGGCCACUUCAUUUGGCACCGUAGCCAUUGACCUGCAGCAUCCCGAUCCUCCUGAGGAAACCGGCAAACUUGCCCUCCCAACAGAGAACGGCGCUGGAAGCCGCCGACCGAGCAUCGCCCCCGUUCUGGAAAUUGCCGACUCCUCCUCCAUCCUGCCCUGCGACCUCCUCAGUGACCAGUCAGAGGAUGAGACCAACCAAUCAGAUGAGGAAGGCUCUGUAGGUUCAGAUUUUGUGAAGGGCUAUCCCCCCAACUCGCCCUACAUCGGCAGCUCUCCAACCUUGUGCCACCUCCUACCACAGAAAGCUCCAUUCUGCUGCCUUCGCCUCGACAAGGGCUGCACACAUAACAGCUUCGAGGAUGCCAAGGCAUACGGCUUCAAGAAUAAGCUGAUUAUAGUGUCUGCAGAGACGGCCGGAAAUGGUCUCUACAACUUCAUCGUCCCUCUGCGGGCUUAUUAUCGGCCCAGAAAAGAACUCAACCCCAUAGUGCUGCUACUGGACUACCCGCCAGACAACCAUUUCUUAGAGGCCAUUUGCUGCUUUCCAAUGGUUUACUUCAUGGCCGGCACAAUUGAUAACUUGGACAACCUGCUGCAGUGUGGUAUCAUCUAUGCUGACAACUUGGUCGUUGUGGACAAGGAGAGCACCAUGAGUGCUGAGGAAGACUACAUGGCAGAUGCCAAGACCAUCGUCAAUGUCCAGACAAUGUUCAGGUUGUUCCCCAGUCUCAGCAUCAUCACCGAGCUCACGCAUCCAUCCAACAUGAGGUUCAUGCAGUUCAGAGCCAAGGACUGCUACUCACUCGCACUCUCCAAACUGGAGAAGAACUGCUGUAAUUCUUCGUGGCAUAGAUUCACACAGCUGCUACAGAUUUGGCUGCACAUCCAUGAUGACAAUUUCCUGUUCUACCACAUCCCAAAGAUAGAGCGUGAUAAGGGCUCCAACCUGGCUUUCAUGUUCCGGCUGCCAUUUGCUGCAGGCAGAGUGUUCAGUAUCAGCAUGCUGGAUACACUGCUUUACCAGUCAUUUGUCAAGGACUACAUGAUUGCCAUCAUCAGGCUUCUCCUUGGUCUGGACACCACGCCUGGUUCUGGGUACCUAUGUGCUAUGAAGAUCACAGAGGAGGACCUGUGGAUCAGGACAUACGGCAGACUCUUCCAGAAACUUUGCUCCUCCAGCGCUGAGAUUCCCAUCGGGAUCUACCGGACCGAGUCGCAUAUGUUCUCAACCUCAGAGUGCAGGGACAGUAAUGCACAGUCUCAGGUGUCCAUCAACGUGGAGCAGGGUGAGGAGCACCGUGAUCGUGGAGGGUCCUGGAAGGAGAAGACAGGCUACAGAAACUCCACCACAAGUGACCAAUCAGAGCACCCGCUGCUAAGGAAGAAGAGCAUGCAGUGGGCUCGGCGGCUGAGCAGGAAGAACGUCAAACCGUCGACCAGAGCGGAGCGCAUCUCGCAGCAGAGACUGAAUCUGUAUCGGCGCUCCGAGCGACAGGAGCUGUCCGAGCUGGUCAAGAAUCGUAUGAAGCACCUGGGCCUCCCCACUGUGGGAUACGAGGAUGUUUCUAAUCUCACUGCGAGCGAUGUCAUGAAUCGAGUAAAUCUAGGAUAUUUGCAAGAGUUGCAGGACAUUUCAGAGCGCCCGUAUUCAGAGGGGACCAGGCUGUCAGGGCCACAAGCAGAUGAGAUGAACGACCACCAGAACACGCUGUCCUAUGUCCUCAUCAAUCCUCCUCCUGACACCAUGCUGGAGCUCAACGACAUUGUGUAUAUAAUCCGCUCAGACCCACUGGCGCACGUGCCAGAGGACUCGCAGGUGGGACCGGCUCGUUGUAGCAGGAACCAGCAAGACUUUGGCACAGAGACCAGAGAUGAGACUCACCUCUGAAACCCACCCACGCCCCCAGAGUCCUCUACACACUCUGACCCUUAACCUCUAAAGGCCGGCCUGGGCCCACUGAGCUAGUUUGUGUCGCACAGAUGAAGGCUCCUAUCGGGCCAAGAUCAGCUGUCCAUAGUGAAUGUGCAUUAAGUGUGUCUCUGCUCGAGACCAGAAACGAUCAACAUCUUAAAAAUUCACCCCUGAGACAUCUCCUGUUUCCCUACUGAGCUGCUAUAGAAAGAUGCAUGAAGAGUGCCUCGUCAUCACCUGUCAUUGAAACACACGCAAACACACAUCACCCUACGAAAACAAUCUGAAACUGAGAACCGGGCCAUGAAAAUGGCUCCCUCCUCCGAAAAAAAGGACGGAGAGAGUAGAGUAAUGUUCUGAGAAGAAGGAGUUAAAGGAGGCUUAAACAGAAUAUCUUCAUCGUCACUUCGUUCACCAAGCGGUGUGGUUGACCUCAUACCAUGAUCUCCUCUGUGCUUGUUUCUACCUGAAAUUACAAAAGAACAGAAACCUGGGGCAACUACACCCCCCUUCACAUCUGAACGAUCAUGUCGUUUAAAGACGAGGGUAAAUGCUUUGAAUUUCUUCCUUUUCAGGCAUUUAACCUAAAAUUACACUACCUGUGCACUUCUCUUUAUUUAUUUAUUUUAGCUUAAUUCAAAUUUUAAAACUUUGUUGGACAGGAUUUUUUAUUUACUUACAAGCACAACCUUUUUUUCUGUAAAUAUACACACUGCCGUGGUACUUUUAUCGGCCAGGUUAGCGUUAUAUUUCUGGAAAUGACUUUGUUGUGAUCAUUGCUAGAAAGUACAUUUAUUCUUAAUUUAUUUCAUUAAGUUUUCCAAGUCAUGUCUGCUCUACUGUAUGUGCCAUUCUGUUUACACUAUUGCUUUGUGAAUAUCGUUGAAUUAUUUAUAACUUUUGUGCCAUUCUGCAUCUCUUUAGUAUGGAGCCUGUCAGCAGCAGUACAGGUGGAAAUAACUUUCAUUAUUCCUUGUUUUACUGCAGUGGGUGCACAAAAUGUUAAUUCAUGUUCAUAAAAAAACGCAGAAAUGCCAAAAUCUGCAGUUUCGUUGGUCGUCUCCAUCAGUGAGUCAGUCCCCAUAGAGUAGCAUGCCUGUCGGGGUUGCCCAACUUCAGCUAUGAAAUUUACAUAUUUACAGCCUUUAAUAAGCAGGGUGUGACAGUACUCGUAGCUGCAACAACAAUAAUUAGUCGCUGAACUGAACUACAAUGUUUGUGCUGUUGGUGCCAUUUAAAGCAUUUCUGAUGUAAUAUUAUUUGACAUAAAAAAUAUAUGACUUGCUGUGCAGCUGAUUGUACAAUCCAAGAAUUUUGUGCUUAAAUUUUGGUGUGCCUAAUUUUAUUAGUAAGUAACUUAUCAGUAUUAAUCAGAAGUUAUUUUAGUCUCGACUUUCAGCCCCACAGUUUAUGGACCCAGCUUGCUAACCGAGCUAGCUGCAGAACAUCCUCCCAAAAUAAGUGCUAAACAUCGUGAGCUUAGCACUGCACAACGCUUUUUCAGUAAUAGUAACUCUGCCUCUAAAAAGACACCAAAGCAGCACUAUCCUUCUUAUAACAUGCUCAUUAUUUAGGAAAAGUCUGUAGGCUAGUUUUUUAAUAUACACCCAAAUUAUAUCUCACGUCAGAUCACAUUUUGUGCAUUCAGUUUAGUAAAACAUGGCACCCCACCCCCCUGCCACCGACAAGCUCUGUACAUCUGUGACAUCAGUGUUUAUUAUUACAGGAGCUGACCCAAACAUCUGCAGCAGGAAAAAAGUAAAAAAGGAAUCAUUUUCUAAAUUUAGCAUUUAGAAAUUAAUGUUAACAAUACAAGACUUUUUGCUGCUGUACUUAUCAUAACUCAGUAUUUAUCUGAAGCAUUAUAAGCUGCAUUUUUAAUUUUAUAUUUAAGUGCUAUUUAUCGUUGAAUAGAAUAGAAUGAGAAAAUUCUUCUUUUUUUCUGGACUACUGGUUUUAACAAGUUAAUCUUUAACUGUCAAGUGUCUCCGUCACUCAGUACAUAUCAUGGUCACUACAUGGUCACUUUGUUAGGUACACCUGUUCAACUGCUUGUUAAUGAAAAUAACUAAUCAGCCAAUCACAUGUGAGAAUAGAGUGGAUUUAGGAAUGGAUACCUGUUUGAGACAACCUACUGUUCAAACCGUGCAUCAGAAUGGGGAAGAAAGGUGAUUUAAGUGACGCGGAACAGGGUAAUCUACAUCAUUUGAAAAUUCAUGGUGAAAAUCUUUGGAUUAUUGCAUACAUAAAGAUGCAAAAUGUGAUUUACAAGACUACUUAGCUGUAGAACUUUAGAGAGAUUGUAUUUAGAUUAGCUAAUUAUCUAGCAAAAUAAGAUGCUCAAUUAAGGAAAAAAUUACCACAGUUAUCAGUGCCACAUCAAUGAAUCUGUUGUGGGAAAAAUUGGAGAAUUGAUAUCUCUAACUGCUAUUUCACUCGGUCCUCAUCAGAAACAUUUAUAAAUACUAUCAGAUGCAUCAUCGUUAACUGUAAUUAAUAUCAACAGCAGUCUGGCUCCAGUGUUUUUAACUUGAAUUCAUUUGAUUGUUGGCGGGUUUUUUUGUUUUGGUUUUUUUUUAAUGAUCAUAUCUGUUGAUGAGUUGCAGUGCGACCGGUAGCAGAAUAGUUUUGCACAGAUAUCGACAGGCACAGUCAAGUCUGUUUCUAUCCUGUAAAUUUACUGUAUUUCCAAAUUUAUUUUGGAACGAGCUGAAAAGCAAAAAUGCGCUCCUUUCUGAACUGUACGGGCACAUUGUGUAUGAAACGAUAUUUAAUCUUGAUUUAUCUUCUUUCAGCUGUACAUUUGGUUUGCUCAGUGUAUAUAAAACCUUUAUGUACUCAUUGUUUGCCAGUUUGUUAUUUUGUGUGACGAAACGUGAAACUGUUGGACUUGAACUAUUUUUGCACUAUGCUCUACGGGAAUGCGCAGAGCAUAACAGCACCCCUUUAAUAUGAAUCUGCAGAACACGGCGGACAGUAUUAAACCGUUCCCAUGAAGCAAAAACAAUCGAGAUGUGCAGUAAAUUAUCAUGCAUCUGUUGGUUUGGUUAACCCUGUGAAUGUUUACAAAACUUAAUUCAAUGCUUAAUUUUUCAUUUGUCAAAGAAAUAUCCAGUGACGAUGUGAGAAAUCAAAAUGUUUUCUCUCACUGAGAUGUGCCAUUGUUUCCCCUUGUUUGUUCUGAAGAAAAUAUAGCAUAGGCUUUUUCAUGCUUUAUUACUGUAGGCAUAUUUGUUCCACUGAAAUGUACUGUUGAUCUUUGUUCAUUGGCCCCUCUGAAGUGUCAGUUUACAGGGCAGGGGAGGUGAGGAGUGAAAGCGUGAGUGACUGCGAUGGAGGAUGCAAUCAGUGUGCUGAUAUACUCGCGUAACAUCUUCCUAGGUCCUCACUUGUGACAAAUCCUAACACUCUAGAAAGAGUUCACUUCACAUCUCCUACUGUCCACACUUACAAUACCACACGGGGCAUGUUAACACGAAAAAAAAAAAAGAAGCAUGUUUUGAUAUACAGGCUUGCCAAGAACAAGACAUUUUGUACAUUGACAGGGACAUUUAGUCCGAUGUCUAGAGAAACCCAUAAUCGAGUCAACUGCUUGCAAGCUGGAGUCAUUAUUUGAUACUGUGUAUUUAUAUGAAUGGAACAUGCAUGUUGUCUCGGUGUUAACAAAAGCCUACUAUAUGUAUUCUGUUUACCUCCACUUUGUUUUUGAGUCAUUGUCCAAUUUUUGUACUAUUUCUUAUGAGAAGUGUUCUUCUCCACAUUCAUAAUAUGAACAAAUAAAUGCUGCAUGCAGCCAGAGCGGAUGAACCUAACACAAAAA
Molecule: messenger RNA, 8251 nt
Organism: Oreochromis niloticus (Nile tilapia)
Lineage: Eukaryota; Metazoa; Chordata; Actinopteri; Cichliformes; Cichlidae
Gene: kcnt1b
Product: potassium sodium-activated channel subfamily T member 1b
Exons: 36
Coding region: 574-4407 (1277 amino acids)
Biological process (GO): potassium ion transmembrane transport
Cellular component (GO): plasma membrane
Molecular function (GO): intracellular sodium-activated potassium channel activity; outward rectifier potassium channel activity
Source: RefSeq, a predicted model, not a curated record